Molecule: messenger RNA, 1010 nt
Organism: Pundamilia nyererei
Lineage: Eukaryota; Metazoa; Chordata; Actinopteri; Cichliformes; Cichlidae
Product: regulator of cell cycle RGCC
Exons: 4
Coding region: 172-708 (178 amino acids)
Biological process (GO): regulation of cell cycle
Source: RefSeq, a predicted model, not a curated record
GUCCCCUCGACCUCUGAGGUUUUUAAUCUGUGACAUGAUUGGCUGGGCAGGUCCUCUCACAGAGCGGGUGUGGAAGGCUUUAGAAUAAAAGUACAGUAGUACUGUCAGCAUCAAACCGCUCUGAACCCAGACACACAGCAGCUUCGUGGCGCUUUUCUUUCACGUCCCGCUAUGUCCUCAGACAGCACCAUGGACUUGGACUUGGAGCUUGGUGAGUUGCUCCAGGAGUUCCAGGAUGUGGUGGAGGAGCUGAAGGCCCCUUCUCAAAGCAGACCGCAUGCUUACCAGAAAGCAUUGCACGAGGCCAAAACUCUCACAGGGCUGAGUGAAGACAGUGGAGUCGAGGACUCAGAUUACAGCAGUGAACCAUCUAUGGGGAACAGUUUGAAUACCAGUGAGGAGGAGCUCCACACAGCAGGAAUAACGCUGGCAUCAAAAGCCAAGCUGGGAGACACAAGGGAUCUUGAGAGUUUUAUCGACAUGUUGGACCGGGAACUUGCUGGUGCGUAUUUAAGAAAAUUACACCCUCUAUCAUCUAAUCUUUUCUUGACUUCUUUUGUACUGAGUCGACAAGCCAGCAGGUUGGAGUAUGUUACAGUGGCAGAGACGCGCCGACAUGAGCGUGGCGUAUGUUUUGGUGUUUUGGACUGUGUAGCAGUAUCCAGCUUGUUUCUACAGUGUACUGUACCCCCUGCUGUUUAUCUCUGAGCACCCUUUAUGUGUAAAUAUCAUGUCUGAGGACUCAGGUGGACUAUCUACACGCGCUUUAGUGAUAAUGGCAUACUUGACUACAUGAGCGUCAUGAUCCUGCUAUCAGCGGUAAAGCAGUGGUGUUCCAGAGGCCCCUAAACACACACGCAUCACCCAGAGCACGCACACAAGCAACAGGGAGCAAAGCAUAAAUCCACUGCUAUCAGUGGUCUCGACACAAAGCGAAUUAACGUUACAAAUUAAUCGUAACUCCCCGUGUAUCUCUACAAGGCUCACUUAGUCACUGCAUGUUGAUGUGU